Messenger RNA from Lactuca virosa, 1956 nucleotides. The record is from the annotation of a GenBank genome assembly. NCBI's taxonomy places the organism in Eukaryota, Viridiplantae, Streptophyta, Magnoliopsida, Asterales, Asteraceae.
AUGGCAAAUGAGAUGAAAGAUAAGUGGGCGGUUAUCAAAACAAAACCAAGAGGGGUAUUUGAAGUCACCGAAGCUGAAACGGAAGCAGAAGAAAUCUUUCAGGGUGAAGAACGGUUUGAGUCACCUGUUACUGUAACUCGUGCAGAACGGUUGUGCCUAGCCUCAACUAUAAAUACAUAUGAGAAAAUAUCUGAUGACGAGAAUGAGGGAUCUAGGGAGGAAGACGAAGAAGAGGAAGGUUCUGAAGACGAAGAUUAUGAAAACGAGUUGUUUUAUUCAGAAGAAGAAUUUGAAGAUGAAGAUGAUGGGGGACGAAUAUUAGGAGCAUUAUCUUUUGUUUAUGUUAGGAGCAUUGUAUUUGUUGAUGUUAGGAGCAUUGUCUUUUUUAACCUUAUAAUGAAACAUUGUUUUUGUAAUGAGUUUGGUAUGGACAUCUCCAUGUCGGGUAAUGGACAGAAUGAUAAAGGCCGGAAGAACAACCCUUCUUCUGGCAGUACGGGGCGUAGGGGGAGGGUAUCCCCUAAUUCUACUGACGAGCCACGUCAUACGACGUUGCUCACACCGAUCGACAUGCCUAUGAUCACUGGAGUCGCAGGCUCCAAUAGUCAAGGUGUCAUUGCUCCGCAAACCAACAUGGCUGAUCAUCUAGCAGACUUAGUCGGGGUUAUGCGCCAGGCUCAACAGAUGGGCUAUGUGUCCCAGCCCCAACCCCAACCCCAACAGAUGAGCCAUCGAUUACACCCCUCACAGAUAGGCUAUUGGCCCCGACCUCCACUUACACAGACAGGCUAUGGGUUCCAGCCCUCACCCCCACCCCCGCCCCCACCCCUCCACCCACAAAGGGGUUGUCGGACCUCACCUACAGUUUUGAGAACCCAUGGUGGUGAUGGGUUUCAGGAUUAUUUUUUUGAGGGUGGAGGCAUAGAGAUGUCGACGCCAGAUACACCGGUCAUGCCACACACACCACUGACGCCACAUGGCUCCGCCUCCAGAGAUAUUCCGGGCGAUCAUGGCUCGAAUGCUGGUGAUUUUGAUGACUCAUCGUUUGGUGAUCAUUCUGUCCACAACGCGGUUAUGGAUCUCUUUUGGCAGAGUAUGGAGGAUGUGUGGCCUACAUAUAAGAGCAUCACGGAAAAGACUCGUAAACAGAUGUUUGCACGUUUUAGGACAAAAUAUAGGUGGUACACACCGGAGAAUGAGGCGAUAUAUACAGCAUUCAAUAAUGUCCUCAAGGAAAGAUAUAGGGACCGGAUGAAUGAUUUGAGGAAGUUAUCUGCCAGAAUGGCACGACGUGAUGGGUUACCACUUAAAAAAGAUUUUUCUAAAUACUUUCAAGAGAUGUAUCAAUACCGUCCCCAUAUGGUACCAGAGUCUGUGUGGCCACGCUUGUGUGAUCAUUGGAGCACAGAGAAAUGGCAAAAGUCGUCAGAUGCUGCUCAGACGAACCGGAACACCCCUGAUUCCAAUGGGAAGACAUCAAGGCAUACGGCUGGUAGCAUAGGAUAUGCCGAGCACCGUCGUAGAUUGAAAGCACAGCUGGGUAAAGAUCCCGAAUUUUGUGAUCUAUACGUGAAGACACAUGGCACCAAGGGGUUAGUGAUGAAAUAUGGAGAAGACCCGGCAAACCAUAGGCACGAUGCGGAGGUAUGGGUUGAAAGCCAAAUUUGGAGAACAGGAGGAAAAAAGAAGGUUCAUAUCUAUGGUAUAGGAGCAUCGGAUGCCAAUUUUGUGGUUUCUGGGAUAACAUCUUCCGAAUCUACUCGGUCCACCCAAUCCAACAACAACACACAAAAAGAGGUUGAUAGGUUACGUGAAGAAGUUUCUAACAUGCGACAAUUCCAAGAACAAAUGGUACAACAAAUGGAAAGGAUGGCGAGGAUGAUGAAUGGUACAACAAAUCAAGCCAAUGAUCCCCCUCAUACUCCACCUCAUACUCCACCCGAGGAUGGUGUAUAA